Triplophysa rosa is the source of this 1130-nucleotide messenger RNA. Its product is annotated as zgc:103586. The record is from RefSeq and is a predicted model, not a curated record. Gene Ontology annotation, molecular function: cytidine deaminase activity; zinc ion binding. Gene Ontology annotation, cellular component: cytosol. Lineage: Eukaryota; Metazoa; Chordata; Actinopteri; Cypriniformes; Nemacheilidae. The coding region runs from base 102 to 515 and encodes 137 amino acids. The transcript has 7 exons.
CUAGAGAGGUAACAAUUGUUUCCGAGAAGCUGCAUUUUAUAUUAAAGACACGUCGUCAAAAGGGCCAUUCCUGGUCUAAGGUAACGAGGCGGUUAUUUGUUAUGGCUGUUGCAGAACUGGUGGCAAAAUGCUUGCAGGCACGCGAGAUGGUUUACUGUCCUUACAGCAAGUUUCCAGUCGGUGCCGCUAUUCUGACGACAGGGGGCGCCAUUGUCACUGGGUGCAAUGUUGAGAAUGCCUCCUAUGGUCUUACCGUAUGUGCAGAGAGAACUGCGAUACAGAGAGCGGUCACAGAAGGCUACAGAAGAUUUACAGCUACAGUGAGGGAAAUAACGGUCACAUGUGAUGUCAAGGACAGUUUUGUGGGACCCUGUGGUGCUUGUCGACAGGUAUUAAUGGAGUUUGGUACAGAAUGGGACGUUUACUUGACCAAGCCAGAUGGCUCCUAUAAGAAGACCAGUCUUAGAGACCUCCUGCCAUUAGCAUUUACUCCAGCUCACCUGGAAAACAACUGAGUGUACAAUAUUCCACUACAAUAUACCAUAAAAAUAAGAAAAGUCUUAUUUUUAUUUAAUUUAUUAAAUCCUUAUACAUCCACCAUUUCUUCUGCCCCUCCCUAGCCUGUAUUUCUUUGUAUGGUAUCAUAGCACUUCUUAGGUUAUUGUCUUCUUGAAUCUCUUUGCUGUACUCAUUUUUAAAUCACUUUGGAUAAAAUCAACUGCUGAUUAAAGGCAAAUGCAGGUAUGUGAAAAGUGAUUAAACUAUUCUGAUAUUCCAGUCUGAUUGGACCAACUGAAACCCAAGCGUAAUCUAAUUUUAUUCAUUUCUUGCUGUUCAGGAUUUGGGGUCAUAUUUAUAUUGGAUAUGCAGAAAAGGAAGAGUACGGUGGCCGCUAGGUGUCACUACGCUGCAACUGAAGAAAACACAUGCAAACACAAAAAACACAAGCAAAUUCAGAAAGCAUCUUCAUUAGUUUGGCGACACAUUCCCUGCAAAUACUCGAAACACAAACAAACACAGAAACGCGCUGCAAAUACUCGCAACACAAACAAACACAGAAACGCGCUGCAAAUUCUCGCAACACAAACAAACACAGAAACGUGCUGCAAAUUCUCGCAACACAAACAAAC